Molecule: messenger RNA, 1736 nt
Organism: Acyrthosiphon pisum (pea aphid)
Lineage: Eukaryota; Metazoa; Arthropoda; Insecta; Hemiptera; Aphididae
Gene: Gpr143
Product: G protein-coupled receptor 143
Exons: 7
Coding region: 141-1187 (348 amino acids)
Biological process (GO): regulation of calcium-mediated signaling; melanosome organization; G protein-coupled receptor signaling pathway
Cellular component (GO): melanosome membrane; plasma membrane
Molecular function (GO): dopamine binding; L-tyrosine binding; L-DOPA receptor activity
Source: RefSeq, marked validated
CUGACGUAGUAUAACUAGGUAGUUUAAAAUUUAAAAUUACUGUUACUAAUAAUUUUACUAUAAAUUAUAACAUAUUAUGUGAAUUAAUUAUCAAAUUGUAAUCGCUAUUCUGAUUAGAAAUUAAAUUAACCUUAACGAAUAUGGCUGACCCAUCAAUUCAAACAUUUUGUUGCCGGAGAGCUCUUGAUUAUCAUCCGUCUUAUAAACUCAUGAAUGAAUUCAAUACAGACCGUUUUAAUAUGGUGUGUUUACUGUCUUCGAUAAUAGGUAUAACUGGUGCAGCAUACCAGAUAUUACCAAAAAUCGAGCUAAAAGUUCCAAAUAGAUUUUAUUCCAAUAUCAUGCGGCGAGGAAAAUAUAUUAUAAUGUGGUUAGCAAUAGCAGAUAUCUGUGCAUCAUUGGGUAUACUUUUAAGGUCUUGUUUAAAACUAAUGCAUCAUUUUCAAUGGUACGAUGGACAACCAUAUACAGUUUCUUGUAUAUUUUUAGCAGUUUGGAUUCAGUACUUUUACAUUGUAACUUGGUUUUGGACUUUGUCAUAUGCUGUAGACAUGUGGAGAGCAUAUCAAGAUAAACACUCUUGUAGAAAAUUAUAUCAUAUGGUUGCUUGGUCAAUUCCUGCCAUAUUUACAUUUAUUGGACUUUCUACUCUUUAUAGACCAAAUGCAAACUGUCACAAUUUGAGCCUCAAAGAAAAUAUUGUUAUGAAGUUCCUUCCAAAUUAUUUUUUUACGUUUUUGCCUGUCAUCGUUGUUAUGGUAGUCAAUCCAGUGCUCUAUUCUUUAUCCACUGGAUACAUAUACCACAUAAUAACUUCAUACAUGGCACAAUACUCAACAAAUGAACGGAAAAUGUUGGACUUAUUUAAACAGAGAUUUGCAUUAAUUAAUCUAGCAUUUUACUUGUGUUGGACACCCAAUUUAAUCAAUGCAGUAAUAGUUUGGACGUCUUGGGAUAAUCUACCAAAUGGUGUGAUGCUUACACUUUGGUAUCUAAUGGCUAUUUUGAAUCCUAUGCAAGCAUUUUUCAACAGUUUCCUCUAUAACUUACUUGAACAUACAGAGCAAAUCUGUUGUAAAUGUUUUGGUGCCCAAAGUCGAGUUCAAGAAAUGGUAGAAUGUAGACCUUUAUUAAUAGCUAAUGUAAAAGGUUCGUCAAAUUCAAAUGGUUAUGAAAUAAUUGAAUGAUUUAAAAUAACAAUUAAUAACUAAACCAAUACAAAUAUUUUUUUAAAAAAUAUUCAAGAUAUAUUUUGCAUUUAUAAGUAAUUUAAUGAAUUAUUAAUCCUAGAUUUUAUUUCUAUGAAUUUAUAAUAUUAGUAUGUAUUAUGUUUUUUUUAUUUUACCGUAAAGGUAUAUCAAUAAUUUAUACCUCUGAAUAAAACAUUUUUUUGUUUGGUAUUUUCAUUGUAUUAAUUUUUUAUUAUGUAUGUAAUUAAUAUACUUUUUAACAAUUGCAUUUACUAUUUUACUAUUAUAUUAGUACCUACACCUCAGACUGAGAAUAAAAUAUAUUAAUGUUAUUUUUGAAAUAUAUAUAGUCUACCUCUUUAUUAUAUUUUAUAUAUUAGAAAAUGAUAAUACAUCCAAAAUAUAAGUGUUAUAUCAAUAUUUUAUUUUAUUUCUUGUUUGUAUAACUUAUUUGAAUAUGUAUGUUUUUUUAUAAUUCAAUUGAACAAAAUUAUUAUAGCCUCAAAUAUUUAAUUAAAUCAGACUAAUUAAUGUAAAUUGUAACAU